ACCGCACGGUUAAGGAUUAGAAUUGUCUUGCGUGGCUAUAGGUUGACGGCGGGGGGAAGCCAUGGAUCAGGGAUAUGGUUAUGGUACCUGGGGUACUGAGGCAACCAAUACUCAAGGUGCAUAUUCAACAAAUCCAGGAAGUUGGCAAGGCUAUGAGGGCUACGACUAUUACAGUGCCCAAACAAACAGCUCUACUACAGCUCCCACAUACAGCUAUGACACUGCUGCUGUCAACGCCACUGCCUGGGACACCUCUAAAGCUACCAACUUGACAAUGAAUGCUGAUGUUGGCAACACUAUGCAAGAUGCAAGUUACAGUACUGGAGCAGCAGGCACUGAGAACUCUGACUCCAUUAUAGCAAAGAUAAACCAGCGCCUGGAUAUGCUGUCUAAGGAAAGCAGUGGUGGCACUGGGGAAGGAAUGGAAGAUCAGGGAAGCUCUUUCAGAUUUGAGUCUUUUGAGUCUUAUGACUCUAGAGCCUCAGUGCCUGACCGUGACCUGUACAGAACCAGCUAUGAGUAUAGUGAAGUUGGAUCUGAGAGGAAUGAUUCUUUUGGAAGCCACUAUGAUGUUGCUGGUAACCGCAGAGAUCAGCCCCGCAACAGAGGAAACAACUAUGGCUUUGGUAGAGGGAGAGCGCAGAGUCAAGGGCAUCUAAACACUUUCAAUCGUGACCCACCAAGUACAGAACGGCUGUCUGCACGAUGGAAUCAGAUGAAUUAUAUGGGUGGCAGGAAUAUGGGAAGACCUGGACCAAACAGGCUUCCAUCACUCUUUUCCCAAGGACUCGGCCCUGAGUACAGAGAUUGUGGUGAUUACGGCAACUGUGGAGACUACAGAGAUUAUGGCAACUAUGGCGAUUAUGAUUACGGCAUGAUGGGAAUGCAGGGCAGGGGAAGGUUUCCUGGCAACAUGCCCUAUGGCUUUGGAAGAUCACGAAGUAGACUCAAGAGGAGAGGUUUCCGUGGUCGUCCAGGUGGGCGUUCAGAUAAUGAAGGCAACUUACGUAAACGGAAACAGUCCCAAAGUGCAGAUGAACCUGAAAGCAAACAGGCAAAGACAGAUAGUGAAGGAGAUAACUCUGAUAAUGAUGAUGGUGAAGGAGAUGUUAAAUCAGAAGAUGAAGGAGAUAAAGGUGAGCAUUAUGAAGGUUUUAAAGCUGUAAAGGGUUGCGCAUCUGGUGAUGGCUGUGAUGAUGAUGAUGAAGAGACCAAACAAAGAAAAGAGAAACAGAAGCGCCGGGAUCGAAUGAGGGACCGUGCUAUGGACAGGUAAGCAUAUGGAACCCAUUUGNNUAAAUUCCGAAGCUUUGAUGAUGAAGAAAUUGAGAAGCAUCUACAGAGCAAAUUUCACAAAGAAGUGUUGCGAUACAUUGGAACAAAGUUGCCUGACAAAACUGUUGAGUUCUUGCAGAAGUAUAUUGUGAACAGAAAUAAAAAAAUUGGGAAACGCCGUCAAGAGUUGACAGAGAAAGAGGGCACCAAGCCAAAACCAGACCCUUUCAAGGGAAUUGGCCAGGAACACUUCUUUAAGAAGAUAGAAGCUGCUCACUGCAUGGCUUGCGAUAUGCUAAUCCCUGCACAACAUCAUCUUCUUCAAAGACACCUGAGAUCUGUCGAUCACAACAGGAACCGUAGGAUGGCAGCGGAACAUUUCAAGAAAGCUAGUUUCCAUGUAGCUAAGAGUGUCCUAAAUAGCAAACACAUUGUGAAAAUGCUAGAAAAGUACCUCAAGGGUGAUGACCCAUUUACAGAUGAAAACAUUGACCAAGAUGUUGAUGAAUCUGAAGCCUUACAGGGGCCUGAGGGUGAACGGCCUACAGAAGAUGCUGCAGCAGAGAAAAAAGAACAUGCUGGAGAUGAGAUUGAAGCAGUGGAAGACAGUGAAACUGACAAACCAGGAAGUGAUGAGAGAAGCUGUUCCAAUGUUGUUUUUUCUAAAGAUGAAUCUACAGAGGAAGAAAAGAGAACAGAGGCAGCAGAAACAACAGAAGAACCAUUUUUUCCUUCUCAAGGAACUCCAGAAGAGAAACCAAAAGAAAGCCAAGGGAAGGAACAUGUUGAGAUGGGAGAGAACUCUAUGGAAACAACAGUGGCUGAAAACAGUGAUACCAAGAAGGAAACAGUUGUAGUAGCAAGUGUAGAGCCACCGCAAGAAUGACCAUGUGAAUGUUUCUGUGAAGGAGAUUUGUCCUGCUUAGCUGUAUAAUUUUUUUCCUGUCUUUUUAUGUUAGUGCAGUACACGACUGUGAAGUGCUAAAUUGCUACCAGUUUUGUUCCUGUUUUGAAGAAAGGGAUUCUGUACUGUUACAGAAGCAGUCGUAUGCUCUGCUAUUUUGUCAAAAGUGGAAAUCAUCCACUGUGUUUCAUUUUUAGGUUGGAAAGCUUGGGAUGCUCUACGUUUCCCCAAGAAACACUUGAUAGUCGUCUUGCAGUUUAGAAUGAACAGCAGUAUUUGAAAACAAAUUUUGAUCAUUUAGUUCCUGUUAGAUUUACAAUACAGAAGUAAUAUAGCUUCAUUUGGAAACAAAACUGGUCCUCUUGUGAAUGGGGAAGUAGAUUAGUAAAUCAAUGUGUUUAUUCUUUUCUGUGAAAUUGUUUGCUCAUUCAAGUUCCUUGGGAGAGGACUUGCUGGCACGAAAGCUGUUAAUGUCAUUUAUCCAGAUUGCAGUAUUGCAUGAAAAAUAGCACCGCUAACAAUAUAGUUUUUAAAUAAUAAAUUUACUGUGUGUCACCCUUGGACUAUCAUUUAUACCAUGCACUAUUUCAAAUAUUUUGGAUGGCAAAAUGCAGCUUGUAUAUUAUGCUGGUAGAGGGGGGCUUAGUUUGAAGGAGAAAAGUUAUGCUACAAUUGAAUCCCUCCCUUCCCUCUCAUACUUUUCAAUUAGGAAUAUCAUUCACAGAGAAGAUUGCCAAAUACUGCUCUGGGAGUACUGAAGCAGUACCAAGACCAGCAAAAUAGGAACUGAUUUCUUUUAAUUGAUGCUUGUCGUAUAAAGUUUUAAAGUGGAAGGGACACUCUACCUUUGUCCCCAAUAAACCUGAAGUACU
Messenger RNA from Gekko japonicus, 3051 nucleotides. RefSeq names its product A-kinase anchoring protein 8 (gene AKAP8). The transcript is spliced from 15 exons. Gene Ontology annotation, molecular function: protein kinase A regulatory subunit binding; DNA binding. Gene Ontology annotation, cellular component: nucleus; nuclear matrix. Lineage: Eukaryota; Metazoa; Chordata; Lepidosauria; Squamata; Gekkonidae. The record is from RefSeq and is a predicted model, not a curated record.